GGAUUUUUUAUUACAAAAGUUGUGACGCGACGAAAUUUCACUGCGUGUGAAAAAAUUAAUUUUAACGCGUUAAAAGUGUUUAAUUCCCAUUAAAUUUAUUAAAAAAGUGUGCUCCAAAGAACAUUUUCUAUGAAAAGUGUAAAAUUUGCAAAAAUUAUAUUAAGAAAGUAAGUGAAAAUAGCGUUUGAAAAAAAGUGUUGGCGGAGUCUCAUGAAAAAUUUCUUAAAGCGAAAAAAUAUGUAUCGAAUUUGAAGAAAGAAGAAGCAAGCAAUAAAAGCAAAUGUAAAAAAGUCUCUGACGACAACGAGAAAAUUUUUUGUCCAAUUUCUUUUCGUUGUAUAAAGCGUAAAUCAAAAUAAAUACAUAAAUAAUCUUAAAUAAAAUAGAGAGAAUAAUAGAAACGAAACCCCCCCGUAAAUUACUCGGCGUCAGACAAAAAGCUCUUUCUUUGUCUUCUAUCAAACAAAAAAAAGUUAGUUUAAGGAUUUUAUAACAAAAAGGCAAAUUAAAUAUAUAAAUAAAAUUGCCCAUAUAUUAUUGUAAUUGUAAUGAGUGUCGCUGCAAUGACUAUGGACGAUCAGAGACCUUUGAUGAACAGUUACGAUAAAAUGUCUAAACAAUAUGAACAAAAUUUACAUAAUACAACCGGGGGUGGCGCAGUUGUGGGAGGUAGUGGUAGUCUAAUGGUAAAUAAUGCUGGUCUUCUAUCGGGACCAGCUUCACCCACACCAUCGGCUUCAGAGGAACCCACUACAUCCCAUCACAACACCCAUCAUGCGUCGUAUCAUCAUACGUCGCAUUCGCAUCAUCAUCACCAUCAUCAUUCGCAUCAUACGCAUCAACAACAGCAGCAGCAACCGGCCUCAAGGCCUGCAUCGCCACCUAUAACACAAACGCAUCAUCAGGAUACAGUUGCUGCUGCUGCCGCAAUCGCUGCUGCUGAACAGCGUCAACGUUUACUCGAAGAUGAAAUUGAGAGUCUCAAAGUCGAGCAAACAAGACUCACACAACAAUGUGCCGAUGCCCAGAGACGCGAAAAGAUACUCAUGCGCAGAUUGGCCAAUAAAGAACAGGAAUUUCAAGAUUAUGUGAGCCAAAUAGCGGAAUAUAAGGCAGCCCAGGCUCCAUCGGCCGUUGCCUUAAGAUCAGCUUUAUUGGAUCCAGCUGUUAAUUUGCUAUUCGAUAAACUCAAGAAAGAACUUAAAGCCACCAAAGCCAAAUUGGAAGAAACACAAAAUGAACUGGCAGCUUGGAAAUUUACACCAGAUUCUAAUACAGGCAAACGUUUAAUGGCCAAAUGUCGUCUACUAUAUCAGGAAAAUGAAGAACUAGGCAAAAUGACCUCUAAUGGUCGCCUGGCAAAAUUAGAAACAGAACUGGCCAUGCAAAAAAGUUUCAGCGAAGAAGUUAAAAAAUCACAAUCAGAACUUGACGAUUUUCUACAAGAGCUAGAUGAAGAUGUUGAAGGUAUGCAAAGUACUAUAUUGUUUUUGCAACAAGAACUUAAAACCACCAGAGAUCGCAUACAAAUCCUCGAAAAAGAAAACUAUCAAUUGAAAACAGGUCUGAAUACAAAUGCCACCACAGACGCCGACGAAGAUGCCACAAUGAAAGAUGAACAAAGCCAUGAAAAUGAAUGUCCACAAGACAAAGAUGACAAAUUAGCUGCAGUUAAUGGCAAUAACAAUUUUAGCCACAACACUACACCACAACAACCUGCCAAUGUAAACGAACAGAAUUUAAAUACUUUGGAAACAAUGGACGAACCAACAUGCCUGCGUAAUAAUAUCAAUAACACAACGACCUCUACGACAACGGCAUAUUUUAAUGGCACCGAAGAAACACCAACGGAAAUCACACAUGAGGGCAAUGGUGGGGCCAUAGGGGCAAAAUUACGUACAGUAGCUUCGCGAAAACGUAACUAUGAAUGCGAUGCCGCAUUAGAAAGCAGCAGUAUGAUGCACACACCUGCCGUUAAUGUUGUUGCCUCGCCCAGAACGUUGCCGCCCAAAAAAUCCAAAUUGCGUGUAGCUCCCGUACGUAGGCCGUCUGUGCAACCGAUCGAUGAAAAUGAAAUGCUCAUUACCGGCAAUAAUCAUGGCAAUGCUACCAUUUUAGAUAAUGCGGUAGAUGGUAUGGCCAAUGAAGAAUGCUCCUCUUUAAAUGAAAAUAUGGCAAAUAACGAAAGCUCAACAACGGUGGUGGGUAAUGAAAGCGGUGUAGUGGUUGCUCAACGUAUUAUGACGCGACGAAGAUCGGUGCGUUUAAAUGGUGGCAGCAAUGGAGGUGAUAGUAAUCAUUGAAAAAAUCUAAAACUCCAACGCCUAAACCUCUCACAAUUUUAUUCUAAUGGCAACAAUAAUUAUAUGAAUAAAAAGCAGAAUAAUAAUAUUACAUUGUAUAUCACUAAUAUUAUAUAAAAAAAAACACAAA
This is a messenger RNA of Lucilia cuprina (Australian sheep blowfly), 2433 nucleotides long. RefSeq names its product pre-mRNA-splicing regulator female-lethal(2)D (gene fl(2)d). Gene Ontology annotation, cellular component: nucleus. Gene Ontology annotation, biological process: regulation of alternative mRNA splicing, via spliceosome. NCBI's taxonomy places the organism in Eukaryota, Metazoa, Arthropoda, Insecta, Diptera, Calliphoridae. The record is from RefSeq and is a predicted model, not a curated record. The transcript has 4 exons. Bases 549 to 2303 code for a protein of 584 amino acids.